AUGCAAUUUAUAAAUAAUGAUAGCCUAUUCAAUUUUAGUUCGGAAUCGAAUGAAGAAAUUGAUGUUGUUCCUUCAGAACAUCAUCUCAAUCUACAAACAACAGUAGUUAAAGAUAAAUUCUACUAGAAUCUUUAAAGUUCUAUUACAAUGCUCAAUCAGAUGUUGGGAUUAUCCUAAAAUAUCCUCAAUAAACAAAACACCAAAGAAGAUGUAUCUAAAAAGAUUCUGUAAUUAAUUACAAUUGCAUCAGAAGGAUUAAUGCAAAUCGAAUAAAUAUAUUCCUUGAUAGAAUUAAAAGAAUUCGGAAUUCAUUAGAGACAUUAAAAUUACAAUUAAGCCCAAUCCUACAACUCAAUAAAUUAAAAUACAACCAAUAUGGUUCUUGAUUAUUUAAACCAUUUCAUCUUGAAUAAAAUUUUAGAAAUUCUAAAUAAAUUUCCUAAUCAAGAUAAAUAGCAAAAUAGAAAAUUCUCUAUCUAUUGCUCUAAAUUAUAAUCCUGUAUAGAAAUAUUACCUGGUGCUACUAGUGUAAUGUAGGAUGACUUAUUUUCUCUUAAUUAGUAACAUUUAUUUUGGCAACAAUUAAAAAACCAUAUAGAAAUUAAAUAAUUAGCUGAUCAUGAAUAAGUAAGAUAAUCUUAUGACAAAGUGUGUGAGGGUAUUCUUCUGGCAAAUGCUAUGAUAUCCAAAGGAUCUGAAUAUGAGGGAUAAAUAAAACAAUAAUUUAUGUAAGGAUUGGGCUUUGUAUUUUAUGCUUUGAAUAAAUAAAAAAUGAAAAGUAGAGCAAAUCAUUUUCUAGCAGAUCCUAAAAAGGAAGAGGUUUUUAAGGCUUGGAAUCUUCCUGAACAAGGUCUUGUCAAAAUGCUCUUGCCAGCUGUGUUUCCUUUCAUUAAAUUUAACUAGAAGAUUUAUAUUCCAAGAUAUUUUAGAUGUAUUUCAUCUGAAUAUAUUCUAAACCAAUAUAAAAGAUCCACAAUCAAUAAAAUUAAUAAUGAUUGCGGCCUAUUUUACCCAGAAAAUAGGAUUACUUUAGAAGAUUUAUUGACUAAAAAGGAAAGUUCAGAUAGAGUACAAGUUAGAAUUCUGUGUCAUGAGAUCUUAAAGCCAAAGAAGCAAUCGUUGUUAUAGCAAUUUGUAGGAUAAAUAAUAAAGAAUGAUACUGUUUUUGAUAAAAUUAUUAUUCACAUACAUGGAGGCGGUUUUGUAGCUAUGUCUUCUAGAUCACAUUAAACAUACACAAGAAAAUGGGCCAAUGCUUUGAAAGUACCCAUCUUCUCAAUAGAUUACAGAAUGGCACCAAAUCAUCCUUAUCCUGCAGGACUGGAUGACUGUUGGUAAGCCUAUAUGUUUAUUUUAACAUUCAUUGAAUAAUAUUAUAACGUAGUUCCAAAUAAGGUUGUAUUAGUGGGGGAUAGUGCAGGAGGCAAUCUAGUUGCUGCAUUGACUAUUUAAGCCAUAAAAGCAGGCGUUAGAGUACCUGAUGGUGUAUUGUUGGCUUAUCCUGCGUUAUCUUUGGACAUAAAGCAAUUCACUCCGAGUUUUUUAGUAUCCUUGGAUGAUUCGUUGCUUCACCAUACGGUUUUGAAGUUAUGUUUAAAGUCAUAUAUUUAAAAGGAAUUCAAUCCGAAUUUGGAUCCAAUGUUAUCCCCGUCUAAAGCUAAUGACGAUAUUCUGAAGAGGUUUCCUAAGACGAGGAUAUAGGUUGGAACUUAUGAUCCUUUGCACGACGAGAGUUUUCGGUUGCUAUAGAGAUUGAUACAAUUGAAUAGAGAUGCUAGAUUAAUUGAAUAUUAGUCUAUGCCUCAUGGGUUUUUAUCAUUUGAUGUUAUUAAUGGCAUGAGUGAAGCCAAAUAAACAGUGUUGGAUGCGUAAGAUAUUUUAUCUGAUCUGCUGAAAUGA
Messenger RNA from Paramecium tetraurelia, 1899 nucleotides. RefSeq lists its product as uncharacterized. Lineage: Eukaryota; Ciliophora; Oligohymenophorea; Peniculida; Parameciidae. Gene Ontology annotation, molecular function: sterol ester esterase activity; triacylglycerol lipase activity. The record is from RefSeq and is a predicted model, not a curated record. Gene Ontology annotation, cellular component: cytosol. The transcript has 3 exons. Gene Ontology annotation, biological process: triglyceride catabolic process.